AGAAAGGUUCCUCCUCCUCCUCCACCUCCUUCGACCUUUAAGUCAUGAACUCUGUUUUCUCUGUCUUCACUUCGCAUUCCCGGGGAACCGAGCUGAAAGGCGGAGACGACAGAUCAGAGAAAUGUUUUUCCCGUUCCUCCAGAUGAGCCGUGACGACCGACGCGCGAGAAAGCUGUAUGUUUAAGGACAUGUUUUCAUUACCUUUCGGUUUCUGUGAGGUGACUCAGACCAGAUGAAGCCUUGUGUGAGAUGAUCAGGAUGAAGUUCAAACAGAGCUUCAUGUUUUUAAUUUGUCCCAUCAUGGUGCUGAUAUUCUUCUACUAUUCGUCCUGCAGACUGCACUUACGGAUCACAGUCCAGAAAUCUCAGGCUGAUUUGGAUAGGUUACCCUCCGCGGGACGGAAAGUAGCUUCAGAGUACGACAAGCAGGGAUUCCUUACCAAGUUUGACAGAAAACUGCCUCUGGAGCUGCAGUAUAAAUAUGGUAAUCUCAGUAAAGGCGAGUGUAAACCGGGUUACGCAGAAGCCAAGAUGACUUCAAUCUAUCCAAAGUUUUCAAAACCAGCGCCUAUGUUCCUCGAUCCAAAUUUCAAGAGGCUAUCAAAGAUUAGCGGUUACCUGCCUCCAUUUGGAGUAAGAACACAAGAAAGGAUCAUCGAUCAUAUUUUACAAGCUACAAAGAGAUAUUCACUAGGUUCAGAACUGGACAGAUUAAGUUGUAAGAAGUGUAUCAUUAUUGGCAACGGAGGCAUUCUGUUCAACAAGUCCCUGGGCUCCCAAAUCGAUCAGUAUGAUGUUGUCGUACGACUGAACGAGGCUCCAGUCGCCGGGUUCGAGAAGGACGUGGGCUCGAAGACCACCAUGCGUAUCACGUACCCCGAAGGAGCCAUCCAGAGACCGGAGCGCUACGAGAAGAGCUCGCUUUUCGUCUUAUCUGCCUUUAAACUCAUGGACUUCAAAUGGCUGCGUCUCAUGGUGUUCAAAGAAAAACUGAAUGCUAAUGAAAAUGGCGCACACAUCUGGCCUCUCUUCUCUCGUGAUGAAAGCCGACUCUGGUUCACUCAGCUCAAGGACGUUUCCCCAGCGCACAGCACUGUAAUAAAAGUCACCGGUGUGGAACUGGUCUUGAGGAGCUGCUGGCCAGAAAAGAUUUAGUGUAGUCUUCUGGUUUUGAAUCAGAUUUUGACUUCCUGAUUCAAAAUUGAGUGUUACACAUUCAACAAAUUCUUCUCCAAUUGAAUACUUUUAGAGAAACGGCUGUAGAGAUUAAUGCAAAGCAAACCAGACGAAGGCCACACACAGGUUGUUUCCUGAAGGUUAGUGGCUUGGAUUUGAUACUCUAUACAGCACACUUUCCCAUGCGCAGCAGCUUGACUCAGUCUUUCUCUUUCUAAAAACACAGAUACCAUGCCUUCUGCCUUCUUUAUCCUUCUCCAUUAGAAUCCCACUGCCAGCCGAAAGGCCAUUAGGGCUAAGAGAGAACUGUAGAAGACGAGAGAGAAAUUAAUUUCUUGAAUCUGGGACACAAGUGUUUUUUGUGGGGGGAAAAGUAAAAUUUUCUAAAUUUAAGGCCAUGCAAAAAAGGAUCCUGAAGUAUAAAAAUGUCUAAUGUGCUGAAACAUUUCUUAUUAUCAUUGUUGAAAACAGCUGGAUAUGUUUUUUUAUUUUCUGAAAUCUUCGAUGAAUUUAAAAUUCCAUAGAAUGGAAUUUAUUAGAAAUAGAAAUCUUUUGUAAAAUUAUAAAUGUCUUUACAGUCGUUUUUGAUCAAUUUAGUGCAUCCUUGCUCAAUAAAAGUCUCGUUGAUGCCCAACUUUUGAGCAGUAUAACCAUGAACCAUGAACUACUAGUAUAUUUUAGAUGCUUUUAAAAGUCUUAAAAAGGAUUUACGUUUCAUUCUCUUAAAAUACAGCUUAUUCUGGAAGGAGAAAAAAAAAUAGUUUCAUGCCAUAGCGUGCGCUUUAAAUAGAUCCGUUACCAUUUACUGAAAAAACAGUGAUUUACUGAACAGACUGAACAAUAAAUGAACCAAUUUGAGUCAAAUUUAUUUGUAAUUUUGCGUAAUGAUAAACAGACAAAAAACUUUGCGGCAAAGACCAGCAAAUUGUUUUCAUUAAAAAUGUCUCUUCCAUUUUGAGAGCACUAUCCAUCACUGACCCGUCCACGUGAGACAUGCUACAAUCACGACUAAUUAACACAAGAAAUUAAGCAGAACGUGUAGCUUCGGUGAAGGUUUUGAAGUGUGCAGACUGUCUUCCGUUCAAAACAUUCAGACAGGAAUACUGAUGAGGAUAAUUGAGAGGUCAGAGAGGAAGUAGAUGUUUUUUCCUUUGUGUGUGUUUAUUGGCCGUAGUCUUUGACGCAGAAAUGCUCUCAUUACUUGAAUCUCUGUUGAUUUUAAAUUAAAUGGCAGGUAUGUCUUCAGAAAGCAAAAGAGCGGCCAAGAUAUCUUGUCGUAAAUGAUGCGUCCCCACAGCUAAAUCAUCAGUUUAGACUAAUGCCACCAUAUGUGAGAUGUUAGGCCUUUAGGAGGUUUGGGUUGCGUCAGCUGUUCUAGCUGUGGACGGGUCGUCGCUGUCCUCUUGCUUUUGUCUCCUCUUUGAAAUCAGCUUCAAACACAGCCGUACAGAAAGGCAAACAUGAGCAGGUGGACAAGGGGUCAAUAAACUAGCUGCUGUUGUCUCUACUGUUAGUGCAGUGAGUCACGUCGAGCUGCUUUGGAUGACUAAUUGCAGAAGAGAAGGAACAUUGAAAGAACAUUUUACAAGAGAAGAUUGCAUUUGAGAAGAUAAUAUUUCAUUUGACUUUGAUGAUAUGAUGCAUCUCAAAAUUUGAGAACAUUCAGGAAUCGUUUUGAGAGCGUAAAAAAUAUGGAGAAUAUAUAAGAAGGUUUGAUGUGACUCGAGAAUAAAGAGAAACAUUGCAAGAAUAUUUCACAAGAUUUAAAAAAAAUGAGUGUAGUGGAAAAGAUAAGAUUUCAUUUUUUUGAUGCGAGACAAAUUUUAGGUCAUUCAAGAUACUUUGAGAUCAUUUGAGAUUUUAAGAUUACAGGAAAUUUAAGAGGAUCUGAUUAUACUCAAGAAGAGAAGGAAAUAAUUUCACAAGAAGAAUAAGAGAAUUAUUGAAUUUGAAAACAAUAUUUAAUUUGAGAUGAUUUGAUGUGAAUGCAAUCGUAGAAUAUUCAAGGUUUAAGAUAAUUUGAGAACAAAGAAGAAGAAAUGAUUUGAGAAGGUAAAUUUAGAAGAAUAGAGAAGGGACUUUUUAAGGACAUUUCACAAGAUGGUUCAAUUUGACUAAGAUUAUUUAAUGUGACUCAAAUUUGAGGCCAAGAGAAGAGAAAUAACAUUUCACAAGAAGAUUAAGAACGUGAUUGAAUUUGAAAAUCUAAGAUAUGACUAAGAUGAUUUGAUGUGACUCAAAUUUGAGAUCGUUCAAGAAGAUCUGAGGAAAAAAAUGGUAAUAUAUGUUUAUCUACUGUUAAUAUACUGUCAGGUUAAGAAGAUCCAGUGUGACUUGAGAAGGAACCUGGCUGAAUUUUAAAAGAUUUAAUUUGAUUUGACUGAAAUUUGAGAUCAUUUGGGAACAUUUAAGAAGAAAACAUUAAAGAUUUGACUUGAGAAGAACAUUUCACAAGACGUUUAAAAACAGAUACGAUUCUGUUCGAUUAAGAUGAUGUGAUGUUACACCAAUUUGAGAACAUUUAAGAAGAUUUGAGGUAAUUCAGAUUUAGUUCAACUCAAAAAGAUAUGAUGUGGCUCUUAAUGUUUGAUUUAACAUACUCAAGCUGAAAACGAUUUCCUGAAUAUAGUGUUUUUCGAACCCUGGUGAACUCCUGUAUUCUCUCUCGCCUUGGGCGCCAAAUAACCUAGAGCCGGCCCUGGAUGGCAAACAUGAGGUCUAGGUAGGGUUCGGAUCAGAGCUCAAGUCUAUGAAUCAUUAGAUGCUUUGUAUGACAUGUUUGGCUUACACACUGCAAUACACUGGUGUGUAUGAGUGUGAAGUGUCCUCAGAGUCUGGUGAGUCAGACAUGAGGAGACAGAGAGCUGGGGGUCAAAGUCGGGGUCAGCGGCCGCAGAAAACCACACUGGUUUAUGAAUACCACAGUGUGUGUCAGUCCACCGGAAACUGAUGGACUCUGAUAACGUCUGCGACUCGCACCUCCAGAGUGUCAGAGCGACCAUUGUUGUGUAUGAGCCGUGGUGCAGGGAAACACAGGGCCCACUCCACGCCCACAGGUUACCCCCUAACAUCAUCACACAAAAAUGUGACAGGACUCUUUUAACCAAAGGAAGGGAAGUUUGGAGUUAAAAACGAAGGGGUUUGGGGAUUUCCCAUCUGAGAAAGUAUGUGAGUGUGUGGAUAACUGACCAUCAGAAAGUUCAGUCAGUGACUGAUUUAUUACGUUGAUUUAAGUCAUGAGUCUUUUUCAGUUUAUUUAGAGAUUCGGGUGUUCAUGAGUAGAUCAACCAAAAGUUUUAAUAAUGAAAAAAACUUUCUGGAAGCAAAAUGCCACUUCUUUUCUCCUUUUACGAAUUGAGUUUUGACAAAACUCAAAAGAAAUUAAACAUACACUAUAAUCUUUAUUCUUCACCCACGUUUGAUAUUGUGUAUAUUUACACCAUGUUGAUAAUAUCAGAGAUGAAAAAGCUUGUUUUUUGAUUUCAUUAACGACAAUGAAAAGACAAAAAAAAGAAACAAUGAUCAUUUAUUUCAAUGAAAACAAUGCAUUGUUAAUUCAUUCAUUAACUAGUUAUGUUUUGCAUUUAUUUAGUUAGUAAGUUAUAAUGACAGCCUAUAUAUUUAACCCCCCAUUUUUUAAAGAUUUAUUUCUACACCUAUAUUAAAUGACUAAAAGAAUUUGGAAUAAUUAUGAAUUGUAUUAUACAUGUAUUAUUUAGCAUUUACUGGGAUUACUUACUUUAACAGUGUGCUGGUUUAUUUCUUUAUAAACCGAUGCAGAACUUUAUGUUUGGUCUGGUUCCUUUGUAAGUGUCUUUUAGAACUUUUAGAACUUUUAAAAGAAUGAUCAUAUCAUAUCCAGAACUUAAUUGGCUGGAAAAAGGGCAAUCAUUGAUGCUCUUAUAUUAUAUCUUAUAUAUACAUAUAUAUAUAUAUUCUUUGGUUUAUCUCAUAAGUUUAAUUUAACAUUUCAACCAAAAUACAUCUUGUUUUGCCGUAGCGCUGCACAUUCAGCAGUGUGGUCAUGGUCAGAUUAGUUUUCCUCUUGUUGCUACGGCAGUGUUGAGUGACCCUCUCUGUGAAACAGCACAAUGAGCCGUUUGGACGCACUACAGCUGCAUCAGCAGACAUAUAUCAGCCAGAGUUGAGAGUCUGUAAUCAUUAGUCAGCUCUUCUGCAGGUCUGUUUCGAGCAGCUCUGUGAUCAGAGAAACUCUGCGAUGUAGGAGGGGGAUGAUUGAUACACGGUCUUCCUGUCUUCUUGUUUUUCAUGGGGCUUUUAAAAGCCCCUCUGCUCUUCACGGUGCAGGGUAUUAUGUCCAUCUCUCUCUGACCGAGCACGUCACAUUUUCCACCUGUGUGUUUAUACGAGUCCAGCACCGGACAACAGAUCGAUUCACCUCUGCUUCAGCGCUCGCUCAGAAUAUGUCAGGAUUUGACCUGCACCUGCUUCCUGCAUCAUGAGGAAUGCCGGCCAGGCCUGAAGUAUAGUGAGGACUUUUAGAAAAUUACUUAAAAAAUUAAUACAUGCCAAAAGUUUGUGGUCAGUAAGAUUUUUUCACACAAAAAAGAUUGGGGUUGAAUUUAAACCACUGAUUCUUAGCAGCCUCAUCUUUCAGAAAUGAAUAUAAAAUGAAUUUACUUUCGCAGCAUCUUCUCGACAUGAUGUUAACCAAACGUACAAGCUACACUGUUUGAGGAUGGGUCAAGUUGUGCAUGGACGGCCAACGUAGAACAUAGGCUAGUGGGAUACUGACGACUCGUUUCGGCUGUUUAGAGUCGAUUCUUUAUUUUGGAAGACAAUAUCUGUAUUUUUAGUGCAUUUUCAGCUCUACAGCUUUGCAGAUCGUUUACAUUGAACAACAGCUACAUUACACACUCCAUGAAAGGCAUAAUAAGUGCACUUUUUAAAUUCUUGGAAAACCGUUUAUGGCGACUGAUAGCUGUGAGCAUAUUAUACCGUGACGCACAUGCUUUGUGUUACACCAGAAAGUAAGGCUCCCUGGGUCAAAGCACUUGUUGUUUUUGUGUAGUUGUGCGACCCUCUGUAAAAGCCUGUCCCUCCCUUGGAAAGAAAACAGGGGCAGGAUGUAAUUACACGGCGUGUUUAUAUGUAGUGCCGUGACUUAGGAUGCUCCAGAAUGUCCCAGGUGUGUUUCGGCUGCAGGUGAAGUGGGCAUCCACUGUGCUCUGUGUUCAGACACGCUCUUGGCUCCAAUGCUUCACCCUUUAUAUUCUUUUAUUCAAAGUGAGCGGCUUAUUUACUCAGCUGAGAGCGUUAUUCAGCGGCCGCGGGGGACUGUUCUGUGUCAGCUUCACUUUCUGCGCUUAUAAUAGCGUAUUCACAGAGCAGGAGUGUUUGAAAAGAAAAGCUGGUAAAGACCGGCAGCGAAGUCACGCAGGUUUAUUCGUUUCACCUGUUUCUUGUAUUAAUUCAACUGUCUUCUGUGUUAUGCUCUUGACGUC
Molecule: messenger RNA, 6641 nt
Organism: Carassius gibelio (silver crucian carp)
Lineage: Eukaryota; Metazoa; Chordata; Actinopteri; Cypriniformes; Cyprinidae
Product: CMP-N-acetylneuraminate-beta-1,4-galactoside alpha-2,3-sialyltransferase
Exons: 11
Coding region: 250-1155 (301 amino acids)
Molecular function (GO): sialyltransferase activity
Source: RefSeq, a predicted model, not a curated record